CAAGAUAAAAAUUUAAAAAAAAAUUUGAAAGAAAAAAAAAAUAAAACCAAGAGAAACAUAAUGAAAGAAGAGCUCAGAAGAAACAAGCUGACAAUGCAUGAUUUGCCCCAACCAUGCAGAAAUCCUCGCCACGAUCCUCGACUACCUCCCUGUCGCCGACCAGCUGCGCUUCGCCCGCACCUCGCGCCGCAUGCGCGAGAUGGUCUACGACGACACGCGGUGGGUCGCCCGCCUGCGGAGCAUGGGCUGCUGGAACGAGGCCGAGGCGCGCCGCCGCUUCGAGGAGGUCUUGCUGGCCCGCCGCCGGAAGGCCGCCUCCGGGGCCCCCGGCCGGUUGGGGGUCGGGGUUGCGGCGGGGGCGGGGGCGGGGGCGGGGGCGGGAGGAGCCGGGCCUGGGACGAGUGCCGGAGAGGAAGGAAGAGCGACCCGGCAGAGCCUGCUGUUCGACGCCGGGCUGGCGCUGGAGGAGGCGGAGGAAGAGGAGAGGAGGCAGCAGGGGAGGCAGAUGGCCGAGGUUCGGGACGGGUUCGAGACGAUGAAGGUGGCGGGAACAACGGGGCACGCGGACGCGGCCGCGGCCGUGGCGGAGGCAGGGCAGCGCGACCCGUCGACGGACCCCGAGGCGCUGCUGGGGGUCAUUAAGAACGCGCGCAGCAUCCGGGGGCUCGCGAGGCAGGAGUACGGCAAGAUCUACGGCGCACUGGCCCCCUUCUAUUUCGACCUCGUCUGCUCCAAAUCCCAUACCGACCCGCUGGUGUUCAAGGUCUUUCGCGACCCCGAACGGCAGGCGCAGAUGCUGGCCAACCUGAGGAUCUUCGCCAAGAGCGACUGGGCACAGGGCGCACUCGGGAGGGAGGAGAAGCUGGACAUGAUGACGAGCAUCUUCGAGAGCGCGGUGCUGCGCGAGUUCGAGCAGGGCUACGAGUUCUGGGACGUGGACGGGCGGAUGAACAAGUACGCCCACGUGCUGGACAUGCUGAACGGGAGCAACGCCGCCGUGGAGCUCUUCAUCCAGAAACACCCCAUCUUCUCGGACCGCGAGGUGCUGGCCAACCCGAUGGACUGCGUCAACCAGGCGCUGGCCGACAGCAUCACGCUCGAGCCGUCGCGGCGCUUCUUCGACGUGCUCUCUCGCAAGGUCAACGAGCAGGCCGGCAUCAUCGAGCGCAUCUUCCCGGACCCGGGGCCGGUGUUCUGGGCGUUUGUCGACAAGGUCAGGGAGGACAUCAUCAUGGAGUACGCCACGCCCUUGUUCGACGAGACCCACGAGCGGAGCAUACCGUCGUACUUGAGGGCCGUGUCGGGCAUCUUUGAGCAGACGCUGCACUUCCUGCGGACCCUGACGCCUCCCAAGGGCGGAGAGGCAGAGCAGGAGGACAGGGCCAAGGAGCUGGCGCUCAAGACGUUUGAACCGCACCUCGACCUCUACCUGCAGGACGAGAUAGACGAAUUCGCCAGGCAGGCCGAGAGGGAGGUGGGCGAGUGGGAGAAGAAGCUGUCGGAGCAGGACGCGAGCGUCGAGUCGUUCUACAUGGGCAGCUUCGCGAAUCGGCAAGCGGACAAGAAGGACUUCUUGACGUCCUUCAAGAAGGUCGUCAUGAUGCCCGUUACGGUGCUUCCGACUACCUUCUCGUUGCCGAGCCUGCCGCUCGGGUCGCCGUUCGCCAGCAAGCCGUCCGCAGCGGCGAGCACAAACGGCGGCGGCGGCGGCGGCGGCGGCGGUGGCAGUAGCAGCAAUACGGUGCAGGAUCCCGGCCAGCAGGGAGGUUCGCGCGCGCAGUCGCCGGGGCCUUCGGCGCAGUCGGCGACCGACCGCAGCAGCAGCCCCCCGCUGCCGGGCAAGGCGCCAACCGACGAGCUCGCGGCCAAGGCGGCCCUCAUGACGUCCAGGCUGGAAGGCAUUAAGACCCUGCUCAGCAUCGAAGUGGCGCUAAGCCUGGUGCACGCAGCCAAGGCGAGCCUCGGACGGGUGGCCGUGUUCAUCCAGCUCGGCGGGCAAGCCGGCGGCGAGGCACGGGAGCAGUGCGCCGCCAUCUUCGUCACUCUGCUGCGCAUCCUGGGCAACAGGCACAUCAAGCCGGGCUUCGACAGGGCCGUGGAACACCUGUCCCAGUACAACCCGCGCGAGGUGAGCGAGCACCACCAGGGCGGCGUGGCGCCGCUCGUGACCUUUAUCGAGCUAGUCAACGUGGGCGACCUCAUCUCGCAGAUGAUCGACGUCUUUUACGAGCAGCAGCUCGCCGGGCCCAAGAUCGCCGACCGCAACGACUUUAUGGACCCGGCGGGGCUGGCCAAGAAGAAGUUUGAGCAGAUGCUCGACGAGAGCGUCGCCGCCGGCCUCAACAAGGGCAUCGACGUGCUCAUGGACGAGGUAGAGUACCUCUGCGCGACGACGCAGCUGCCGACCGACUACAACCCGGGAGCGGCCACCACCCCGGACGCCGCGUCGUCGUCGUCGUCGACAACGACGACCACGUCGUCGCUGGAGAAGCGCGCCUCCGCGCUGCCGGGGGCGGUGGACAUGGAUGUCGGGCCGACGCAGACGGCGCAGCGCAUCCGCGACCUGGUGGCGUCGCACACGUCCAUGCUGGUGGGCAGCACCGACAAGUCGAUGCUCGACGUCUUCAACGGCGAGGUCGGCCUGCGGCUCUUCACGGCGCUGUGCAAGCACCUGAAGCGGCAGCGCAUCAGCACCGAGGGCGCCGUCAAGCUGAUCGCCGACAUGAACCUCUACUUUGAGUACAUCCGGACGCUCAAGAACCAGGACCUGCUGGCCUACUUCCGGGCGCUGCGGGAGCUGAGCCAGAUCUACCUCAUCGACGCCAGGCACGCCAAGGAGAUGGCGACCAUCAUUGCCGACGGCGAUCGCUUCGGCGGCAUCUUCAGGGCCGAGGAGGUCUACGAAUACGCCGAGAGGAGGGCGGACUGGUACCAGGUCAGAAAGGAUGUCGAGCGGGCCAUGUAUGGUCUGGAAUGCUGUCUGAUGUAGGUUCCAACGGCGGGGAGGUGGAAUGCAUUUUGAGGGAUAUGAGAGGUGAAGGCACCAACGAACUCCGUAUAUACAAUUAUAUAUAGCCAAGUUGGUUUGGGCACGAGGGAAAGAGGGAAACAAGGCUACAGCACAAACAAAGGGGGGAGAAAAUUUGUCUUGAACUAGAUCAUGAUGAGCCCUACUACUCUUCUCUGGGUGGUCCGAAUAACCGGGAAUAAUGAUAAUAGCAAGGGUAAAAAAAAAAUAAAUAAAAAUAAAAAUAAAAAAUCGUCUUCCCAGAACAUAAUUCCAGUACCCAUCCCUAUGUACUUCCCGGUGAAUAAAAUUGAUUCGCUCUGUUUUCUUCCAGUCUCCUUUCUUUCCCACCCAGUGCGCCGCAUUUAUUAUUGCACCAAGCCCACCACCCCCCUCCAACCAACAACGCCCGUCAAAUGGAGUCGAAUCGGGAGAGAGAGAGAGAGAGAGAGAGAGAAUUCAGGACCUAGUUCCCUUUUUUU
Messenger RNA from Thermothelomyces thermophilus ATCC 42464, 3489 nucleotides. RefSeq lists its product as uncharacterized. The annotation marks the transcript as partial. Gene Ontology annotation, cellular component: exocyst; cytoplasm. Gene Ontology annotation, biological process: exocytosis; Golgi to plasma membrane transport. The record is from RefSeq and is a predicted model, not a curated record. Gene Ontology annotation, molecular function: protein binding. NCBI's taxonomy places the organism in Eukaryota, Fungi, Ascomycota, Sordariomycetes, Sordariales, Chaetomiaceae. The transcript has a single exon.